Molecule: messenger RNA, 939 nt
Organism: Pteropus alecto (black flying fox)
Lineage: Eukaryota; Metazoa; Chordata; Mammalia; Chiroptera; Pteropodidae
Product: olfactory receptor 1P1-like
Biological process (GO): G protein-coupled receptor signaling pathway
Cellular component (GO): membrane
Molecular function (GO): G protein-coupled receptor activity; olfactory receptor activity
Source: RefSeq, a predicted model, not a curated record
AUGGCAAGAGACAACCAAACCGGCAUCUUUGAGUUUCUCCUCUGGGGACUCUCAGAGCGGGCAGAGCAGCAGCGCGUCCUCUUCCUGCUGUUCCUGUGGAUGUAUGUGGUCACCGUGGUUGGGAACCUGCUCAUUGUCCUGGCCAUUGGCACUGACACGCGUCUCCAUACGCCCAUGUACUUCUUUCUUGCCAGCCUGUCCUGUGCAGACAUCCUUUUCACCUCCACCACUGUACCCAAGGCCCUGGUGAACAUUCAGACCCAGAGCAAUUCCAUUUCCUAUGCGGGAUGCCUGACUCAGCUCUACUUCUUCUUGACCUUUGGAGACAUGGACAUCUUUCUCCUGGCCACAAUGGCCUAUGACCGCUAUGUGGCCAUCUGCCACCCUCUCCACUAUACCAUGAUUAUGAGCCGCCAGCGCUGCACCCUCCUAGUUACUGCCUGCUGGACUCUUACGAAUCUUGUUGCCAUGACCCAUACCUUCCUCAUAUUCCGACUUUCCUUCUGCUCUAAGAAGAUCAUUCCUGAUUUCUUCUGUGAUCUAGGACCCCUAAUGAAGGUGUCUUGCUCAGACACUCAGGUCAAUGAGCUUGUGCUCCUCUUCUUGGGGGGAGCAGUCAUUUUAAUCCCCUUUAUGCUCAUCCUAGUCUCUUAUAUCCGCAUUGUUUCAGCCAUCCUGAGGGUCCCCUCUGCCCAGGGUAGGCUCAAGGCCUUUUCUACCUGUGGGUCCCACCUUGCUGUUGUUGCGCUUUUCUUUGGGACGGUGAUCAGGGCUUAUCUGUGCCCCUCGUCCUCUUCCUCUAACUCAGUAGAAGAGGACACAGCAGCUGCUGUCAUGUACACAGUGGUGACUCCCCUGCUGAAAAACCUGCGGAACAAGGACAUGAAGGGAGCCCUGGGGAGACUUCUUUGGGGCAAAGUCUCCUUCUUGUGGGGCUAG